AUGCACGGUCAAGCAACCCCAGUCAGGUUUCCCCCGCACGCUGUGCAUGAGGAUGAAGAGGACGACAUCCUGGCGUUCUCAGUGACCACGGAAAAAUUCGCCCCAAACAAAAAUUCGCCAUGA
Phytophthora nicotianae INRA-310 is the source of this 123-nucleotide messenger RNA. RefSeq lists its product as hypothetical. Bases 1 to 123 code for a protein of 40 amino acids. The record is from RefSeq and is a predicted model, not a curated record. The transcript has 2 exons. NCBI's taxonomy places the organism in Eukaryota, Oomycota, Peronosporomycetes, Peronosporales, Peronosporaceae.